Molecule: messenger RNA, 648 nt
Organism: Melampsora larici-populina 98AG31
Lineage: Eukaryota; Fungi; Basidiomycota; Pucciniomycetes; Pucciniales; Melampsoraceae
Exons: 4
Coding region: 1-648 (215 amino acids)
Source: RefSeq, a predicted model, not a curated record
AUGAACUCCAUUCAAGGCAUGCUCUCACUUUUGCUUCUCACCCUCCCAUUGGCAUUUACAGCCAAACAUAUACCAUGGUUUCAAAUCGAUAAUCUUUUUGAAAAACGUCAAUCUACUUUAACUUUACCUGACUGCGGCCAGAAUUGUUAUACACUAGCUUUACCUGAUAUAGGAACAUGUGCUGAGACUGAUACAGCAUGUCUAUGUGAAGAUGAAAGCUUUAUGGAUACUGCUCAACAAUGUUUUCAAACCGCUUGUGGAUCUGAAGAUAUAGGGAUCAUUAUUACUCUAGGUCAACAGACAUGUAGUUCGCUCGAUGCAAACUUUUUUCAGAUCAAUGGGAUUACUGAUGAUUUGGUUUUACCGGCUGGAGAUGGAAUCACUCGAACUUCACUCUUUUCAUCAUCUUCGACACCUGUGGUGACCGCUACUUCUACGGCUCAAAUUAAUACUCCUACUAGUACUGCUGCACUUUCUUCAGCCACCUCAUCAUCCACACCUAUCGAUUCUACGACUUUAAGUUCUGAUAGACCUUUAUCUACAAAUCAACCCCUUCCACCUUCAAUUUUUUCAGCAGCUACUUCUAUACUUUCUUAUAAUUUAUGUCACUUUAUGAUCUUUGCUUUGGUGGCUGCUUACUUGUUUUGA